This is a messenger RNA of Rhopilema esculentum, 3350 nucleotides long. RefSeq lists its product as uncharacterized. The record is from RefSeq and is a predicted model, not a curated record. Lineage: Eukaryota; Metazoa; Cnidaria; Scyphozoa; Rhizostomeae; Rhizostomatidae.
CAGAAUACAACAUUUCUACGGAAGCGGGGCGGGAGACAGGAAGGCAGUCAUGAGUGUGCAAGAGAUCGUUUUGAAGAUAAUUUUUCUAACAGUCGUAAUAAACGGACAGCAGCUAAGCUUCAAGAACUGUGUAGCUUACAAUGCUAUUAAUGAAUCAAAUUACAGUAGAGACCCAACCUCAUCAAAUCCUCUUGGUUACUUCUCUGGUGUCUUGCCUUACACGGAUGGGCAGACACAGAAGGUGACACCUUGUGUUGAGGUGAAAGGAAUCCCUUCUACUGCUUAUGUUGAAAUCAAGUGUGAAACAAACACAGGGGGAGCAAAAAUCUGCGUUGGAGAUGAAAACACACUUCGUGAAUGUGGCCAGGGCCGCUUGAGAUCAUGCUACUCUGCACCUUCUUCUAAUUUGAAGUUUGCAUUUUACUGCGACACAGCCUGUGAACAAGUGGAUGUCUCGUUCUGGUAUAGGUUUGUGCCCAGUGAGGCCAAUCCCUCGGAUCAAUGGUGCGAGAAUCGACCGAGUGACGACUACCCAUCCUCGCUGAUUACUGCCCCAACAAAUUUACCGACUGCCUCAACGAAAUCAAAUGUAAACGGUGGAAGUCUCGAAUCACAACCAGCUCUUGAAAUGAUGUAUUUAACUUGCGUUGCUGCGGUUCUGUUGCUCUUUUCAUUUUGGACGUGAAACACUCCGAUAUCAUGGAGUCUUGAGGGAGCUAAUACACAAUAUUAUUUCACGAAACCGAUUUCACGAAACCGAUUUCACGAUUCGCAUCUGUUUAUAUAUAUAUAUGUAUCUAAAAAAGCAAAAAUGGUUAACAAUGUUAUCGAUAUAGAACAGUUUGUGGGAGUGAAUUUGAAUUAAUUUAUAAACCACGCUAUACUAUCGAAUUGGUUUCCAUCCCUGAAUUCAAGAAAACAUCAGAGUGUCAAAACCACGUUUAAACAAUAACAUGUAGCGAUAUCAUUUUCGCCCUUGUUUAGCUAAUUUUGUUUUUGUUGAUUGCCAAGAAGAAUUUCGAAUCUUUCAACUUCCAGAAUACCACUUCCAGAAAUUUUUAACUAACAGAACAGCAAACAUAAAAUUUUAUUCGUAGGUGAACAAGCCACAAUGAAUUAUCAAAGCGACCUGUCUCCUCCAACUUAACCUUGUAAUAUACCCGAUAGCCAAAGUAGUUACCAUGAAUACAAGCUUCCUUUAGGAAUUGCGCUGAAUCUUCCUUCGUUUCAAAUCCCUCCUCAACGGUGGCAAGAAAUUUUAUCAUCGUUGGAUCAUUCCCAGAAUCAGAUUUUCUGGGAGUGAUCCCUCUCUUCCAUUGACUGACGUCACCAGGUCCUCUUUUUUGUCUCCCCUUCCCAUUUCCUCUUGCUUGAUUGUUUGUUUUUUACAUGAACGUGAAAUCUAUACCACUCUGAACUAUACUCCCAGAUUAUUUCGAUUAUUUCGAGUACUUGCUGCAGAAAACAAGUUUUUUUUGGUCAGGAAGGCACAUGUUUCACAAUUAUUGGUAAAACUGUUUAGAUAAUUCUCCCUCUGAUUAAAAGGCUGCUGGUCGGCAAUGUUGCACUCUUCUGCACAACUCUGGUAUGCGGUGCAAACACGCCCAAAUAAAGCAAUUAAUUUUUUGUUCUUUUCCUUCUUUGGCCCCCCCCUGCAAUUAAAAAAGUUUGUCUGCCUUGUAUCACCCCCUAAGCGAGUCUCUGCUGAAAUUUCGGUUAAAAUUGUCUCUUCUCACGUGAUAUUUCUUUUUCGUUUGCUUCGCGUUCACUCAUCCUCUAAAUAUCUCAAUUACCAGGUUGUUGUCCUAUCUUUAUGAUUUGUCGUAGCUGUGGCGAACAUCUAUGAUUAUAAUUUUGAUACCUUAUCGAAGCAAAUUUUAUACAGUAAUUGUUUGUCUAUUGCAUGAUAUAUUAGAAUUAAUAAGUUGAUAGUUAUUUCAUUUAAGCUCCGUAAUUUAUUAUUGCGUAAUUCGUAAGAUUUUUUUGGGUCAUUUUGAUAUCUACUGUUGUCUAUAACUAAACCCUGUAAUUUUUGUAAAUGGAAAAAUUUUAUGUGUUUGAUAAUCAACCUUUUUCGAGAUUUUAUAUUAUGAAUCAUGAUACUGCAGCUUAACAACGGCCUCUCAUCUUUAUACCCUUGAAAGUCGUAUUACUUACCUAUAAGGAUGCUUAUUUCGUUUAAGACAGGAUGGUAUUGCUUUAUCCAUACCACAUACUCGGCACACACCUCAGGUGCCUCGAGCAAUAGAGAAAUGUCAGCUCAAGGCAAAGGGGGAAAUUGUAAAUGGUUUAUUGUUAAUUUUCAUUAUCCUCUUUUAUGCUGUAACAUACGUUGGCAUAAAAGUUUCAGGGGACAGUGUAAUCUGUGUGUGCACAGGGACGAUUGGCACAUUUCUAACUGGCUCCGUCCAAGAACUUGGAACGCUCUGGAAAGCAUGGGAAUUUCAAGGAACGCUCGAGAAUGCUCUGGAACAGCCAGGUGUUGCGAUCGAUUUCCAAAAGUAGGGGUCAUCAAGGGGGUUAGAAAUCCGCCGUACCACGCAGUCUUACGUUGAAAUCCGCGGCUCUGGUGAUUUCAACUGUUAAAUUUUGUGCCCGGCAAGUGUGGAGAAUUUGCUAUUGUUCUGUCCAGAAAUUGCCAGAUUUCUUUAAUCCGCGACAGAUUUUUUUGGAAUAUCGUUGUCCCGCAAACCCUGAUGACCCCCCACCCAAAGUGAUGUAAAAAUUUAACUUUAUGCAAUCAUUCCAGGGUAAUCUGGGGUCAAGAACUAUUGAAACCCAUCAUCUGUACCCCUUAUCGAAGCUUUUCCCUGGUUGGGCCUCGUUACGUAACAUUGACAUCAUCGCCAUUUUCAUCAUCAUCAUCAUAUUCAUCAGAAUGCAUUAUCAAGAAUCAUAAUCAUAACUCGACUAAAAAAAUCGUCUUUGAAAUUUGAUGACUUAAAUCGAGAAACCCAACUGAGGAACUUCGAGACAAUGACAAUGAAAAUGUCUGGCAAACAAAUCUAAUACCAAUUGUUGGAACAUGUCUUUCCUCUUUUGAAGACCUGUUUACUUUUGAUUAAUCCAUUGGAUUACAAACGGUUAACGAAUUCGAUCGCCGACUGACUUUGUUUCUUGAACUUGUGUCAGCCUUGAAAGGCCGUAAAGCAACAAAUAGUUGUCAUUCAGUUCUGCUGCGGAAAUUGAUCGACAAGGAAUCUCAAGGAUUUAAUGAGCAAGCCAUAUCUUGUCAGAAGAUGUAACUUCCUUAAAUGGGCGAUUGCUUACAAGCGCAGCAGAGUGAUCAAUUUUAUUCAAUGUUUCAAACAGUCAACAAUGAAAACCAUCAAGAGGACAUGCCACUGAUG